UGUGCUUCUUCAUAGGCUGAAACGGGAAAAGUCAGAGGUCUACAGGAGCGGUAGAGCAGUCGAGUUACCCACUUCACCUGCAUGGUGGUUGCAGACUCUUGAACGACAGCUGAGAAGUAUAAUGGGGAUGGGAAGACCAUGUGGACCUUGAUAGUUAAUAGCAGAACUUGUCUAUACAGUUUUAGAAUUAAUGUCAGUUAAAGCAAAUGAAUGCUCAGCUCUUGUCAUUCCCAGAUGUGGUCCAGCAAGUCCAUUUAAAGGACACUUAAGUAACAAAAGUAAUGUUUUCUGCAUUGGCCCCUCUCGUAAUCUUACUAACCAGUACCUGGUCAGAGAUCACAUGGUGGUUCAUUAUAACAGAAUUCUUUCAGCCAAAGCAGCUGUAGACUCUUCAUUGCCCAAAAGUAGGUUGACCAGCAUCAAAUUUGCUGACCAGCAAAGAAGAGAGAAACUGAGGAAGAAGAUAGGCAAAUGUGGAGAGAAAAUAAGUGUGUGUGAAGCUCCAUCCUGUCCAAGAGACAAUGGAAGGCUGCUGCCAUCCUCUUCUAGAAAGAGUCUCUUGGAAGCAGAAGACAAUGUCUCACCCUCUGCUGAGCAGGCACAGUACCUACCAAGAGCAGCAUCUCCUUAUGGCGAGGGUUGCUUGGUUCACUCCAGUCCAGGGCAAUGCAUCAGGAAAUGUUCUCAGAAUACGUGCAGGGCACCUUACUCACACUCCAGUGUCUGUGUGUCAAGGCCCCCAGGGAAACGCUUUGCAGUUCCCCGCAGCCACUCCAUCGAGAGCUUUGUGACCAUGAGGUGCCAGAGGUGCCACAGAAGCCACGCCAGAGCCUGUGGCGGGGAUCUUCUCGAGAGGCACUCUGAAUACUUCACUAAGAGCCGAAAACCUUUUACUCCACGCACCUUAAUAUCAGAUGCUAAACCUUUCCUGUCAGAGUACAGGUUUUACACUCCUGCUCAAAGGAAGAAGAAAAAUCACCACAAGCAGUGUGUGGAAGCUCAAACACAGACUGAUAUGAUCAGUUUUCCAUCUGCAGACAAAGUGCAUGUGAGAAAAGUUAUGGGUGAAAAGCAGAAGAUCAAAUCAAAGGCUGAAGAUAAACUGUACACUUUGGAUGAGCCUGAGAGAGGAGUAGAUGGUUUUCAAGACUCCAUCCUAAGAGGGACAUCAUGGUGUCUUCAGAAGUCUUCACCAAAGAGAACUGUCAGUGAUGAAGAGACAUCAUGGUGUCCUCAGAAGUCUUCACCAAAGAGAACUAUCAAUGAUGAAGAAGAGGAGCUGUUGUAUAUAACUUUCAUUGAAGAUGUUACAAAUGAAAUUCUUAGACUUGGCUUAUUUUCUAACAGGGUUCUGGAUAAACUGUUUGAGUGCCAUAUAGAAGAGAAUAAGGACCGCCUUGAUGAGGGCAAAAUGCGCCAGAUGUUGGAUGUGCUGAAAUCAGACCUUGGCUGCAGCGAGGACAGCAUGACAGAGAUAAUCUAUGCAGGUCAGGAAGCCUCGGGCCCACUGGAUCUGCAGGAGUUUGAUACAACAGAAGAGCCUGAGUGUACCAGUAAAGGUCACAAGCUGAGGAAAGCUACAAAAAAUGAAGAAUUCCUUGAGUCCGUGGACUUGUUAAAGAAACCAGACAUAUGUGAAUCACUGUCACGGAGCAGGAGGUCAAGGGAGACACGGCGCAAGGAGGACUUCUCAGAAGAUACCAUAGAAAUUAUGGGUGCUGGGACAGAGUCUGAUUUCUGUGGUGAGGAAUUUGAACACUCAGACACUUCACCCACCCGUGAGGCAGCUUUAAAUUUGGCUGCUUGUGACAGUGAUUUGGAAGUCAAUGAGGAACUUGAUGAACUUGGGGAAGACUUUGCAGAGGCCCUUCACAUUUCACGUAACUAUUCAUAACUGUAACCAAAGCUUACCUGUUAAACAGGAAUAGAGCUCCUUCUGUGGUGAACUGCCAUUUGUCAACCAGUAGUAAAUUGUUCAGUUUAUUUUCAGUUAUUUCUGUUUAAAUAUUGCUAAGAUCUCUGUAGCAGGAUACUAUUAACUGGGCAUUAAUUUCUGUGUAAGUUAGAUCUUAAAGGAUAAACAGUCAGGUAUCAGAAGAAUUUUGUGUAUUUUGCCCACAGUUGUAUAACUCAAAAAAAACUUAAGAAUAUUAAAACCAGAUUUAUAUUUUUAGGGCUGUAAUACUAAGUUAUGAAAUAUUUAUUCAUUUAAAUAAAUUGAUUGAUAGUGCAGCUGCAGUCCUGCUAUAAAGAUCUGAGAUGUUUAGUCUGCAAGAAUUCAACAACUUAACAUAAACUCAACAUCAAUGUCCUCUUCCAGAAUGGACAAACAGUUCCACCAUGUAGUGUGCUAUGUUACCACUCGCAGAAGCCCACAAAUGAAAAAUCAAACUAUUUCACAAGAAGAAAAUCCAAAUUUUUACAGAUCUAUGUAGAUUCACAAUUGCAGUUUUUUAUUUUCAGUUCUUAACUGAAUGAGACUGCUAAGUUCGAUUCUUUGCACUGAUGACAGCCAUGGCAUAGCAUUCUGCAUCAAGCUUUGGUUUUGUAAAAGGAUUGAAUUGCUUACUGUUUGAUGACUAGGACUGUGUAGAAGAGGACACAUCAGGCACCUUGUACAGCAAAUGGGGAAGAGGUGGUGUAUUUUCUGGUUUAAGUGUAAAUUGAAGUUAGUACAUGCAUUGCACAAAAUUAACCCAAAUGUCAUUGAUUAAUCAGUGUACAGCUAUUGCCUGACAUUCCCAUUGCUGCAGAAUGAGCUUAAGAGGUUCUGAGGAAAUACUUGCAAGUUGCAUUGUCUUGCUGUGGGUGAGGAACUAGGAGUAGUCUUAGGAACCUGGAUAAAACCUGUCCUUUAUAUCUCCUAGGGUUAGUUUCUAACCUUCUUUCUCCAAGGACGAGCCCAAAUUGUACCAGUUCUUACAUAGCAACUGCCACCACCUGCCUCCCCUGUGCCUUGUGAGCAUCGACCAAGGUUUGUGACUCCGUAGCCAGAUGACCCAUUGCAGCUUAAAGCAGCUCCAAUAGGCACAGACCGCUGCUUCACUUAUGAGGCAUAAACUUCAUAAGACAAAAAGGAAAUGUCAAAAAACAGCUAGAGGAAGCUAGUCAGAGAAAAACAUGUUUGGCACAGUCACAGCACUGCAGUGCAGAACACAGUUCCCACUUUCCUGGGUACCUUGUCCACAAUAAUAAAACUGCACUUGUUGACAAUGACAGAAAACGAGAGUUUAUUUUAGCCAGGUACAUGUGGCUGGGCAGAUGGGCACCAGCCUUUCAUCUGCCAUACUCAGUUGGCUGCCUUGUAAGUCUGGCCUGCAGCAUGAGUGCUCUGGCUCACUGCAGGUGAGAAAAUGAGAGGACUUCUUCAUCCCCCCACCAGAGCUGUCUUGUUGAAAAGAUGUGACCAAAGGGCUGAGUCGGUACAGUGCAGGGAGGGUUUGUCCUCAGUCACAAGUGAUCACAGACCUUCUCCCAUCCUCCAGGAAACUCUCUCUAUUCGAAGGGAUGCCCUAGGAAACUUGUUUCUACUUUAUGAAGAAUUCUGACACACUGGGACUGGUUUGAAAACUAAAGAGCAUGGCUUGAUGCAUACAAGUAUAAAGCUUCUUUGCUCCUCAGACAGGACUUCACCCACUCUCGCGGCUCUCCAUUCCAAGUUCUCCAUUCUUGGUCAAUAAUCAGAAUUUAGAGAUUUUUCCCUACCUAUCUCUACACUUGUGACUUGUACAUUGUAAAAAAUGUCACUCAGCAAACUUCAGCUUCUUGUGAACAUGAGUCUGAUUAAAGAUUAAUAUGAAUUUCACCUUCAAAUGAAAAAAUAAUGUAGUAAAUACUGUUCACACCACAGCAGUGAACCUCACAGAAAGGCAUAAGUAAUGGCAUACUAAUUUCCUGUAAUACAAGUAAUGCAAAAAUAAAUAAAAACAGUUCCUUGACCAUA
Taeniopygia guttata (zebra finch) is the source of this 3943-nucleotide messenger RNA. The record is from RefSeq and is a predicted model, not a curated record. Lineage: Eukaryota; Metazoa; Chordata; Aves; Passeriformes; Estrildidae.